UCAGACCAGAAUUUCAUAGAUUAUCAACCAUGGAAGAUCAUGAGGAAGAAGAACAACCAUCAAGUUUUCUUGCAACAAAGAGGUAUGCAGUUGUGACAGGUGCAAAUAGAGGAAUAGGGUUUGAAAUAUGCAGGCAGUUAGCCUCCAAAGGAGUCAUUGUGGUCUUAACUGCUAGAGAUGAGAGGAAAGGCCUUGAAGCCAUCGAAAGACUCAAAGACGACAUAGGAAUAUCCGGCGAUAUUUUGUUCUUUCAUCGUCUCGAUGUUAUGGAUCCGUCUAGCAUUUCUUCUCUAGCGGAUUUCGUCGAAUCCCAAUUUGGACGGCUCGAUAUUUUGGUUAAUAAUGCAGGAAUUGGAGGAAUUACUGUGAAUACUGAAGCCUUAAGAUCCUCAACUACUAGGGAAGGAGUAGAAAUUAAUUGGAAAGAUUACAUGUCUCAAACUUAUGAGAUGGCAAUAAAAUGCUUGGAGACAAAUUAUUAUGGAGUAAAAAGAACAAUAGAAGCUCUUAUCCCCUUUCUCCACCUCUCAAAUUCACCAAGAAUAGUUAAUGUUUCCUCCACAGCCGGCAAGUUACAGUUCGUGUCUAACGAAUGGGCGAUAGGGAUUUUGGGCGAUGAAGAAAACCUUAGCGAGGAGAGAGUAGACGAAGUGUUAAGGGAAUUCCUAAGGGAUUUUGAGGCGGAUUUAUUAGAAGCUAAAGGGUGGCCGAGUUAUCUUUCAGCGUACACAUUAUCGAAGGCAGCCAUGAACGCAUACACGAGGAUCAUGGCCAAGAGACACCCCAACAACUUCAUGAUCAAUAGUGUGUGCCCUGGCUAUGUCAAGACAAAUAGCUAUGCGGGCUUGUUAACUGUUCAAGAAGGUGCCGUUAGUCCUGUUACCUUAGCUCUUUCUUCCGAGGAGGGUCAUUCUGGCUUGUUUUUUUCUCGGAAACAUAUUUCAUCAUUUUAGUAUAUAAGUUUAUAAUCUUCCAAUGAAGCUCAAAUGAAAACAAUUAUUUAAUGUAUCAAAUAUUAUCACAAGUUUGAUUAAUACCA
This is a messenger RNA of Impatiens glandulifera, 1039 nucleotides long. RefSeq names its product (+)-neomenthol dehydrogenase-like. The coding region runs from base 30 to 953 and encodes 307 amino acids. Gene Ontology annotation, cellular component: membrane. The record is from RefSeq and is a predicted model, not a curated record. NCBI's taxonomy places the organism in Eukaryota, Viridiplantae, Streptophyta, Magnoliopsida, Ericales, Balsaminaceae. The transcript has 4 exons.